AUGCUGAGUCGAUUGCGAGAACCCGAACGACUUCUGGCUAAACUGGUCGACCCAGAUUCCUUUUAUACUGGAAGCAUCACUGACUCCGUCGCCGCAUUCCGCGAGAACCGAGCCCAUUGUGUGUUGGCCCAGGGCGAAGACAAAAGAGUGCAAAAAGCGGUGGUGGGGCGAAAGCGCGCAAACUUUUUUCGAACCAAUUUAAAAAACGCCCGAGAUCCUGACCCCAGUGGAGACAAUAAGACACUAAUUACCCGCGAUGACUCGAUUGAUAAGGUUUCAGGUUUUCAGGAAAACGGCAGACAUGAUACGGAAUACACUGGAAAUACGAAAAAAGACCCAUAG
This is a messenger RNA of Bursaphelenchus xylophilus (pine wood nematode), 342 nucleotides long. NCBI's taxonomy places the organism in Eukaryota, Metazoa, Nematoda, Chromadorea, Rhabditida, Aphelenchoididae. The record is from the annotation of a GenBank genome assembly.